Phasianus colchicus (ring-necked pheasant) is the source of this 954-nucleotide messenger RNA. Lineage: Eukaryota; Metazoa; Chordata; Aves; Galliformes; Phasianidae. The record is from RefSeq and is a predicted model, not a curated record.
AUGCCGCAGUUCCCCGCCAUCUCCUGCGCCUGUAAGAAGGAGGUGGAUCAGGCCAUAAAAAGCGUGGCAGAGAAGGUUUUGGUCCUUCGGUUCGGAAGAGAUAACGAUGCUGUCUGUCUGCAGCUCGAUGAUAUUCUUGCCAAGACAGCUCAUGACCUAAGUAAGAUGGCAGUCAUCUACCUGGUGGAUGUGAACAAGGUUCCUGUGUACACCCAGUAUUUUGACAUCAGCUAUAUUCCAUCCACUGUAUUUUUCUUCAAUGGACAGCACAUGAAGGUUGAUUAUGGGUCUCCAGAUCACACCAAAUUUGUAGGAAGCUUCAAAACAAAGCAAGACUUCAUAGAUCUGAUUGAAGUGAUUUACCGUGGUGCCAUGCGUGGGAAGCUUAUUGUGAGAAGUCCUAUUGAUCCCAGUAACAUUCCUAAAUAUGACCUUCUUUACCAAGGAAUUUAGUGGGCUGACCUGAGUUAAAGAAUUAUGGGAAUGGCAGAUAUUCUAGAUAUGUUUUUUCUCUGAGCAUUUUUAUCCACUGCUGACGCCGUGGGACACUUUGAGCAUUUUUGGUGAAGGAUCAUAUUGGUCUCUUUCUGAAGACAGACAUUCUGUCACUUAGUACUUCUGUCACAAAUAAAGCUACUUGUUAACAUCUAGAAUUCAUGCAAGUGACUGUUCUUUGAGUUGCAUGCUGACCAGCAGCUGUAGAACAGAUAUACUGCUUGUAUACAUAAUGAUGGCAUCAGCACAACGUUCAUAAGUGAACUAAACAGUAAUGUACUCUAUUUAAUGUCUAUUCAGUAUCACUUUCAUUCAAAUAUGAUAUUAUUCAAGCUGUAUUUAAAAAGCUGCAGUUGUUACUGAAAGUACUUACCUCACUGUAUCUUUCCAAUGGAAUUUGUAUUUCUACCCAUUACUACGUAAUGGUAUGAAAGCUUUUUCAGACAGUAUCAGAAAUUA